UCCCCUUAUGUCCAUUCUUUUUCCAAAUUAAACAAGAAAUGCAGUUUUCAAGAAACCCCAAAAUCUCCACCCUCAUCCUCGCAUACCUCUUCUUUUUCUCCUCCUCCUCGACCGAAUCAAACCCGAAUGCCGGAGAUCCGGAGCCAAUCCCCACCCCAUGGCCACUGCAAUUCCACUCAAUCCUCUUCAUCAACAUCACCAGCAAGGGCACUCUGCAGAUGAUCGACCUCUGGUACGACUGGCCCAACGGCAGGAACUUCAACAUCAUCCAGAACCAGCUGGGUAACCUCGUCUACGACCUGGAAUGGAACAAUGGGACAUCCUUCAUAUACACGCUGGACUCGAGCCGCGAGUGCCAAGUGUUGGAUGUGCCGGUGGGCAUCCUAAGACCCGACUGGCUUGAUGGGGCGAAUUACCUGGGUCAGAAGUACAUGGAUGGGUUCCUGUGUAAUGUGUGGGAGAAGGUUGAGUUCAUCUGGUACUACGAGGAUGUCGUCUCUAAAAGACCUGUUUAUUGGGCUUUCUACACAGGAAUGGUGGCACAUGUGAUGACAUUUGAAGUGGGAAAAGUUCUGUCGGACCCAAAUUGGCAAGCCCCCGUCUACUGCUUCAACAACUCCACAGUUGAGUAUUUGGGCAGUCCCAUUGUCUCCGAUGCCAUGCCGCUGCCAAGAGCUUUCCAUGUUUCUGUUGCGCUUUAGCCUUUACAUAUUCGUCUUGUGCAUAUCUAACACUUAUUGCAAAUUAUAAAAUAAAAAAUAAAAAAUUCCUCCAAAUGUUUUUGUUUUU
This is a messenger RNA of Ipomoea triloba (trilobed morning glory), 789 nucleotides long. RefSeq lists its product as uncharacterized. The transcript has 2 exons. The coding region runs from base 39 to 701 and encodes 220 amino acids. The record is from RefSeq and is a predicted model, not a curated record. Lineage: Eukaryota; Viridiplantae; Streptophyta; Magnoliopsida; Solanales; Convolvulaceae.